Ilex paraguariensis (yerba mate) is the source of this 2155-nucleotide messenger RNA. Lineage: Eukaryota; Viridiplantae; Streptophyta; Magnoliopsida; Aquifoliales; Aquifoliaceae. The record is from the annotation of a GenBank genome assembly.
AUGUGUUUUGCUUUGUGCCUGGCAAUAAGGCUACAUGGCAGCAUUUUAUUGGAUACACACCACACGGGCUUGGCUGUUGCAAAAAUUUCUCUAAAGUUAUUCGUCUUGGCCAUAAGCCCAACCACCAAGCCUCUGUCCAUCCCGCCAUAUUCUCCGAUGACCCUCCAACCGCUGCAAAUUCCGACAACACCACCUAAACAGCACUACUUCCGCCGCCAUAGACCACCCAAAAUGUUCCUCUCUCUCCUCCUUAUUCUCUCCCUCUUCACCACUCCACUCCACUCAUUCCAAGGCCACUUCACCAAAUCUCUCCAUAAGAAAACCUCCCAGCAAUACUUCGAGCUCACCCACCCACUCCCCUUCGACCAACUCACUCCUUCAUGCACUCUCCCCGUCCUCCGCCACAGCUUCGCCAACACCGUCGGCGAACCACCAGUCUCCGUCCCUUACUCGCCGCCGGCCAAUUGCGCGUGGUGCCACGCUGUCAUCGAGCUCCUUGUCUCGUGCAAAGGCGAACAGUACGACCGCAUCGUCGGAGUCUGGCUCAACGGCGUCGAGCUGCUACGCACCAGCACAGCCGAGCCCACCGACGAUGGUAUCUUCUGGAAAGUUCAGAAAGACGUGAGUAGGUACAACUCUCUCCUCGUACAGUCCAAUCUCACUUUUUCCGUCAUGCUUGAAAACGUCGUUAACAACGUUUACACCGGCGUUUACCAUGUCAACGUCACUUUCCUCUAUUACCAAGCUCACGCCGUUGGCAUUUCUUCAUCUCAGCUUCCUCGGAAUCAAAACCCUAUUAGGAAAUUUGGGUUUGGUAAACUAGGUUUUGAAUCUGAGAAACCAAAUCCUAUAAUGUUGUACAAAGAAGGAAUUCACGGUGUGAAUAAUCAGAAAAACUCGUUGAAUUUGUAUAAACAACCAGCGGAUUUGAUAAUUCCAAUAUCGAGAAUUGAAGAAGAAGGGUUUUGGUUCAGAAUUGAGAGCGGAUCGGAUGUACAUUCCAAGGGAAUUCAAAUUCCUUUGAAUACAUGGAAAGCUGUGAUUGAAAUUUAUGUGUCAUUUCAUGGAGAUGAUGAGUUUUGGUAUUCAAAUCCGCCGGAUUUGUAUAUAGAAAUGAACAACUUGACCACCGGACGAGGCCACGGAGCUUACCGGGAAAUUCUAGUGGGGAUCGAUGGGUCUUUGGUUGGAUCGGUGGUGCCAUUUCCGGUUAUCUUCACCGGUGGAAUUAAUCCAUUGUUUUGGGAACCAGUGGUUUCGAUUGGGGCUUUUGAUUUACCAACCUACGACUUUGAUCUAACGCCUUUUUUGGGAAAGCUUCUUGAUGGGAAGAAUCAUCUGUUUGGGCUCGGAGUGGCUCAUAGUAUUCAAUUUUGGCUUGUUGAUGCGAAUUUACACCUAUGGUUGGAUCAUAAAUCGUCAGAGGUUCAAGCUCAAGUUGGUAGUUAUCAGACUCCAACUCUUUCGAUUGAACAUCAGUCAAGGUUCAAAGAACUUGAUGGAUCAAUUAGGAUUGAAGCGAGGAGGAAGAGUCAAGUUUCUGGGUGGGUGAAUUCGAGUCUGGGUAAUUUAACUACCCAUAUCUUGGAAGAAUUCAAGUUCAAGAACUCGAUAAAGUUCGGGAUGAAUGGUACUCAAAAAUUGGUGAAACAGAAGGUGAAGGUACAGAGAGAAGUGAGGAUUGAAUCUGAAGAAGGAAACUUGAUCACUCGUUUGAUUACAAAAAGGAAAUAUCCUCUUACUGUUACCACUUCAACUCUGCCUGGAUCAGAGAGUGAUGUUUAUUCGAUGAUAACGAAUGUUGAACAUUCGUCAAGGGAGAGGAAAUCUGAUGGGAACUUAUCGAGCUCUGUAGUUAACAGUCAACAAUCCAGUGGGAGAAUGGAUGUCAAGGACCACUCUGUUAUCUCUGGUGCAGCUAGUACUCGUCAAAUCUACAAUUAUCAGGAUGAAUUUGGUUGCUACUCUCGGAUGGUUUCAGCUACCAAUGGUUGGCUUGUCGAUGACACUACCAACUCUGGUUGUGCAUCUUCCUUCUAGUUUCGUAUUGUUGUGCAACUUUCACUACAAAAGAGAACUUGUUUUGAAAACUCAUGUUAGUCUUGUUUGAAUUCAAUGAGUAUGUGCGUGUGUAUGGGUUUAUUUAUUUAUUUUU